AUGUUCGAAUCUACAGUGGGAUCAUUAUCACUUCGCAAAUUGGAAUAUUCACCUUCGGCGCCAUUCACCAACACAGUGAUCUUUCAAUCCAAUACUCAAGCAAACAGACCUGCUUCAGAACUGGAAGACAGACUUUAUAGGGUCAAUACAAAGGGCCAUAGCGAAAGAGAAGACUUAGAAAGCGAGGAAGAAUAUUUGAGUGCUACAGGAGAGAUUGAUGAUGAAAUGGGCGAGCUCUCCGACUCACGAUCAUCUAUUCGCACGUCUUCGAGACCUGUAACGCCGUCUCACCCAUCCACAUCAGUCAAUAUCCCCACUGCUCUCCGAUCGACUUCCCCCGAAGGGAUAUACACUUUAUCUCAUAAAGCGGAACGGUUACUUGGGCUAGUCAACGGAAGUCUGGAGCAUGCAAGGGCAUGUCUGGAAAAUGCACGAGACGAGAUUCGUCGUACGGCAGAUACAAAGUCUCCCACUCCAGAACCAUACUCUGCGCCAUCUUAUCAACAACCACAGGGAGGUAGAAAAGAUAAGAUGACCAUUAGGGCAAAAAAGGCGAUGUCCUAUACGGGCUUCCCAGGUUACAAGUUUAAUGGGAAAGUGCCAAACGUCGUUCUGGGUAUUAACGGUAGUAAAGAGGAAGAAGAUAUCAGGGAUAGAAGGAGAAAAGCUGCCGAUGGUGUUAUCUACUGGCAAAGAGAAGUCGAGAGAUUGGAUAGGGAAGAAAAGGACUUACAGGAGAGGAACAAGAAAAGGUAA
Kwoniella shivajii is the source of this 756-nucleotide messenger RNA. RefSeq lists its product as uncharacterized. The record is from RefSeq and is a predicted model, not a curated record. Lineage: Eukaryota; Fungi; Basidiomycota; Tremellomycetes; Tremellales; Cryptococcaceae. The transcript is spliced from 2 exons. The coding region runs from base 1 to 756 and encodes 251 amino acids.